GGACACCAUUAAAGAUUAUCUGAUGCAAAUGAACAACUCAAAACUAGUAGAUGCUGCCAGUCAUAGGUACAAAGAUCCCCGUUCCAUCAAAUGGACUUUUGUUGAUGAUAGAAUUCCCUUUAAAAGUAAGAAGAGAUUACAUCUUAAUAAGAAAAUUUUCAGAGUUCCGAGAGGUUCAACAGUUGCAGCUGAUACGUUCAACGGACACCUUCCAGAGAGACCGCAGAGGAAAGUUAACUCAAAGAAAGCUUCUUCUAUGCUCAGAUCACCUCGGGAUCGUUAUAAGUUACCUGAUUUGAGCUCGACUUGAAGAAAUUCAAAGAAAGAUCUGACUCUUUCUGUCAAGAGAAAGAACUACUCUAAUGCAAUUAAAUUGAAGAAUCUAGCGUUGAGCCAAGCACCGGUAUCAGGGUUGCAGUUAUACUUACCAUCUCCAAGAUUAGCGCCUACUGGCUCUCCGAGUAUUAACUUUAGCCUGUUUGACAGUAAGCAGCAAAGGAAGUUAGAAAUCCCUCUUAGAGGAUCUAAAUAAAAGAAUUAUUCAAAUUGCAAAGCAGAAGUUGGUACAAAAGAAAGCCCAGGAGGAACAUAACUCAAACACUUUUGUAACUGGCAAGAAUAAGGAAUCUACCUCAUCGAUGGAGAGGAAUAAUGAUAAACAUAUUCGUACUCACAUGGUCAAAGAUAUAAAAAAUAGUGUUCAAGAGAUACUUAAUCGGCAUCUCCAGCCCCCUCCUGAGUUUGAUGAGUCUGUCUUCCACAAGCGGAGUAAAAGUGACGCUCAAAUGCCUGAGAAAUACCACCAUCGAAAGAGCAUGCCUAAGGAGGAUCAGUCUGAUUCUACAAUCACAAUUCAUGAUGAAUCGGAUGAUUUCAUGCAGAAGCAAUUGAAAUUGCAGAUAAAUCCAAAGAAGGCUCUUGAGAACCCUGAAUUUGCAUAUUUUGCGAAGAAAAAGAUGAAAGAUUUUAAUAAAUAUGCAGAGAAAAUUCAAAAACUUUCUUACAUAGAGUGCAAGGACAACCUCAUAGAUUACUUAAACAAGAAUUCAGUCUACCGCAAGACCAUUAAAGAGCGGACUCUUGAUCCUUAUGAACUGAGGCAAUUUAAUAAGAAGCGUCAGAAGAAGAUGAAACUACUAAAACGCCCUUCUAUCAAAAAGAAGCCUCCUCAGAUGUAUGCAAAGACAGGAGAGAUCAGGCUUAGAGAUGUCUCUCCUACUAAGUUAGCGAACAAGAGAUUGUUGAUGGAGGAGUAUGGCAAGUGGUUUAACCAACCAGGUGAAUUUAAUGAAGCCCUUUAUCAAAGUUCGAAGACCAAAUAUAUUUUAUAAUGAAUUCUAUCCGGA
Molecule: messenger RNA, 1346 nt
Organism: Moneuplotes crassus
Lineage: Eukaryota; Ciliophora; Spirotrichea; Euplotida; Euplotidae
Source: the annotation of a GenBank genome assembly